Messenger RNA from Gadus morhua (Atlantic cod), 1937 nucleotides. It is a transcript of the gene ywhag1, whose product is annotated as 3-monooxygenase/tryptophan 5-monooxygenase activation protein, gamma polypeptide 1. The coding region runs from base 183 to 1022 and encodes 279 amino acids. NCBI's taxonomy places the organism in Eukaryota, Metazoa, Chordata, Actinopteri, Gadiformes, Gadidae. The transcript has 3 exons. The record is from RefSeq and is a predicted model, not a curated record.
GACACGAGCCGGGGAAAGGGUUCGGAGGGGGAGGGGUGUCCCGUCGGCAGGCGCAGACAGCAGGCAGCAGCUGCAGAGAGAGGACCUGGUGCCAUUACUCUGCAUUACAAAGAUAUAAAAAAAAAAGACAUACUGCGAUUUUGAUUUGGAAAACAGACCACGGUCCGUUCAAGUAAGCUAAAAUGGUAGACCGUGAGCAGCUGGUGCAGAAAGCAAGGCUCGCCGAGCAGGCUGAGAGAUAUGAUGAUAUGGCAGCUGCCAUGAAAUCGGUGACGGAGCUGAACGAGGCGCUGUCCAACGAGGAGAGGAACCUGCUGUCGGUGGCCUACAAGAACGUGGUGGGGGCCCGGAGGUCCUCCUGGAGGGUGAUCUCCAGCAUCGAGCAGAAGACGUCGGCCGACGGCAACGAGAAGAAGAUCGAGAUGGUGCGCGCCUACCGGGAAAAGAUCGAGAAGGAGCUGGAGGCCGUGUGCCAGGACGUCCUCAACCUCCUCGACAACUUCCUGAUCAAGAACUGCAACGAGACGCAGCACGAGAGCAAGGUGUUCUACCUGAAGAUGAAGGGCGACUACUACCGCUACCUGGCCGAGGUGGCCACGGGCGAGAAGCGGGCGGCGGUGGUGGAGUCGUCCGAGAAGUCGUACAGCGAGGCGCACGAGAUCAGCAAGGAGCACAUGCAGCCCACCCACCCCAUCCGUCUGGGGCUGGCGCUCAACUACUCGGUGUUCUACUACGAGAUCCAGAACGCGCCGGAGCAGGCGUGCCACCUGGCCAAGACGGCCUUCGACGACGCCAUCGCCGAGCUGGACACCCUGAACGAGGACUCCUACAAAGACUCUACGCUCAUCAUGCAGCUGCUCCGGGACAACCUGACUCUGUGGACCAGCGACCAGCAGGACGACGAGGCCGAGAGAGAGAGAGAGAGAGAGAGAGAGAGAGAGAGAGAGAGAGAGAGAGAGAGAGUCCAGAGUGAACAAACGUGUUUUCAGAGUUUUAAGAACGGCUUCGUUAAAAGCAUUUAGGUGCGCCACACUAUGUCAGUGAGAAAGCCGGGUUGUCUCUGUUACGGAACGACAGACAUACACAAAAAAAGAGAUGUUUGGUUUGCUUUGUGUCCAGUAUGUUUCCAGCUCAGUCACACAGUCAUACAGUAACCGAAAUAGCAAGUCCAUGGAGUCAUUUUGGUGCUGUUAUCCCACUCAUGUGCUGAUGUGCUUUAUUAAACAAAUUAACCGUUCUUGGGCACCUUAUUCUUAUUGUCAGUAUUGUCAUUACUAUCAAGGCACUAAUACUAUUGGCUCCUUCUUUAAGUUUGAAGGACGCAUAUUGACACAAAUGGAUGAUUUCAAGAUCCAAAACAAAAGUGAAACGAGCAAAAAUGAAUCACAAUUGGAUCAACACCCCUGCUAGAACAUCAAACAUGUGGGCCCUAGUUUAUGACUUGUACACCCUAUCCUAAAAAUCAUUUGGGAUGUCCAAACGAUGGCACGAGGUGGACGUCCACCACAUACUUGAAGAGCGAUCUCGUAUAAUUCACAGAGCACAUGCAAUGUUAAAUGGAAGAUCAAAAAGCAGAUUUGAGGUUUGUGGAUUUCCUUUGUGUUCAGUAUGUUAUUGGUGAAGAAAUGCACUUGCCUAUUAUACUGUUGAGUCAGUGAACGAUAGCUGCUCCAAUAUUCUCCAUAAUAUAGUAUUGUGCAUGCUGGUGAUGUAUGUAUACAGUAGCUUGAAUUGAUUAACUUAUACUGUAGAUGUUAUGUAUUCAUAUGAACAUGAAAUUACUAGACUUUACUCUGAUUAUUUUCUAUUUAUUUUAUUUUUAUCGGAUUGUUAGCUAGACCUUCUUUUAAUCUGUGGUUUCUUUACUCCAUUCGCUGAAGUACGCUAUACCAAAACAGUGAUUGUUAACAAUAAAUUGAUCUGUUCUGGACACUGGC